This is a messenger RNA of Heterotrigona itama, 2156 nucleotides long. NCBI's taxonomy places the organism in Eukaryota, Metazoa, Arthropoda, Insecta, Hymenoptera, Apidae. The record is from the annotation of a GenBank genome assembly.
UGAUUCGAAAUUGGGCAUAAACAUAACUGAUCAGAACUGAUGCUUUCAACAUACAAUUAAUUGCAUGAAAUAUGAAAUUUAUACUUUGUAAUUGUAAGUCUGAAAUUUCAAACGAGGGUUUCAACAUUUUCGAAUUACUUUCGAAGUCGGUAUUUCAGAACGUGAGACAUGAAGUUCUGUAUUAUAUCACAUCUAUCCUACCUUUAGUCAAUGCUUUAUAUCAUUCAUUUCAAUUCACGAUUGUAUAGACAGUAUGCGGCACGUACAUUCGUAACUAUAGUGCGAGUGUGAUUCCACUUCCAGUGAAAUCAUUUUGUCCAGUGUUGCUUCAUAUAGUAGAAGAAUGAUGUGCACGAGGAUGUAGUUUCUUCCAUAUAUAUAUAUUUUUAAUUAUAUUCACGUUCUGCUGCAGUGUCAGUAACUGUGAAAUAAUCUUCAAACUUUUGUAUAAUAGCCACAAGAAUUCCGAAAUAUGCAGUUUUUUCUUUUAAACAAUUGAAAUUGCUAUAUGUUCUUGUUAAAGAUUACUUGCAAGUAGAGUGAAAGUUAUUCGUGUCUUUGACCUAAUUCAAUUCUUUAUGUCCCUUGGGCAUAAAUGUGUAUUUGCAACAUUCCAAAAUAAGAUAAGCUUGUUAUAUAAUAAUUAUUGUUGAUAAUAUUAUAUUGUAAUUAACAUAUGGAAAGUAUAGUAUUUAAAUUAUCACAAUGACAAGCACAAAUACACGUGAUAUAAUUCGAGUUGGAUCUCGGAAAAGCGAGUAACAAUGGCAACCAAAGGAGAUAAAAUCUUAGAUAAAUCUUUACCUAAAAUUGGAGAAAAAUCUUUAUUUACAGAGGAAUUAGAACUUGCACUUGAAAGUGGUCGUGUUGACUUUGUAGUACAUUCAUUAAAAGAUUUACCAACAUCAUUACCAGAAGGAAUGGCGCUAGGUGCAAUAUUAAAACGUGAAGAUCCACGUGAUGCAGUUGUUAUGUCUAAAAAAUACAAAGAUAAAACAUUAUCUACCCUGCCAGAAGGUAGUGUGAUUGGUACUAGUUCAUUACGUAGAUCAGCUCAAUUAGCUAGAAAUAUGCCACAUUUAAAAGUGGAAAAUAUUCGCGGAAAUUUAAAUACUAGAUUAAGGAAACUAGAUGAUGAAAAUGGACCUUUUGCAGCAAUUAUUUUGGCAGCUGCUGGUUUAAAAAGAUUGAAUUGGGAGAAUAGAAUAAGUCAGUUGUUGGAACCAGAAGAAGCAUUAUAUGCUGUUGGACAAGGUGCAUUAGGAGUUGAAUGUCGAGAAACAGAUUGGAAAAUAUUGUCUCUUUUAGAGCCAUUAUAUGAUAUAGAAACAACUUUAAGAUGUGUGUGUGAACGUUCUUUUCUAAAGACAUUAGGUGGUGGAUGCUCAGCACCAGUUGCUAUUUCUUCAACUUUAAAAAAUAAAAUUCUUACUGUUACUGGUGCUGUAUGGUCUUUAGAUGGGCAGAAACUUGUCAAAGGUAUUUCUGAAAGUAAACUUUAUAUACCUGAUGAUGAUGGAGAACCUCCAAAAAAGUGUCCAUAUCGAGAACCACAAUUAUACUGCAGCGUUGCACCUGGCAAAGUGAGCAAUUUAAGCCUUUUGGGUGCUGAACAGCUUGGUAAAGAUCUUGGAAAAAUUCUUAUAGAGAAAAAUGCUCUAGAUGUAAUGGCAGAAGCAAGGAAUGAAAUUUUAAAUUCAAAAUAGCGUUAAUAAACAAUAUAAAAAUUAGUUUUUCUUGAUGAUGAAAAAGAAUUUUAAGAAUACACAAUAGUUAUAUUAGAAGAAUGUACAAGUUACAAAUUUUAAUUCUGAUGUUUCAGUGAUUUAAAAAAAUGUAAGACUUAGCUUAAAAUUCUAUAAUAUAACGUUUAUUAAUUAUAUUUAAUUGCUUAGAUUAUAUUACGUUUAUUUCUUUAUAAAUGAAUAGAAUGAAUUAGGCAGAAUUUGUAAUAGUAUAAAAUGCAGUUUAAAUAAAAGCUAUACACUGCCAUAUUAUAAUUUUGAAGUUAUGCAGAAUGUUAUACUAUUUAUGACAAUUUUUACUAUUACUAUGUUUAAAUGAAGUUGAAUUUUAUAUAUAUAUAUGUAAAUAAUGCCUAUUUUUUUUUAAAUAAAAGAUCAUCAAGAAAACUAAUUACAUUAAUAUAAUUAAUA